AUGGGAGAUUUUAAUGCCAAACACAUCGACUUCAACUGUAAUACUACAAACACAUCGGGAAGAGUACUAAGGGAUAUCCUCGACAGCACAAACCUGGCCAUCCUCAACACCAACGAGCCCACACACAUCCAUUCUGCAAACUCCACGGCAGACAUCCUUGAUCUUGUCCUCUGCUCCCCGGACUUGGCUGCUAAACUUCUUAGCUUCUCGGUCAGCCACGACGUGGGAAGUGACCACCUUCCUGUCCUUGCCUCCUUCUCUCUCCAACUCCAACAAGCACCUGAAAAGCAAAGAUACAACUACAAGAAAGCAGACUGGGAUAAAUACAGAAAUUGCAUUACAGACAACAUAACAAAUAUUGCAGUACCAACGCAGAACCCCAAAGAUCUGGACCAGCUGGCGGAGAGAAUAGGGAGUAUCCUCAUCCAGGCCCGGGAAGAGACCAUCCCACUUACCACCACCAGACCACCACAACAACUCCCACCACACAUCCUCAGUCUCAUCAAGCAGAAAAGAAAGAUCCGGAGAGACUUUAUCAGAACAAGAGCACCCAACCUACAGAAACAGUGGACUGCCUUCUAUCACCAGCUAGAUACAGACACCAACCCCCAGACCUUCUGGCAAAAAAUCAAAACAAUCAACGGAGACAAAUCCAAUAACAUCAUACCUGUGCUAAAGUCCCAAAACCAACUCAUCGAAGACAACAAAACAAAAGCAACACUAUUCAGAAACCACCUACAAAAUGUUCAUUCUUGUCCCGACGAUCCUCUCUUUGACAAAGACUGGAAAACCAUUGUCGACAGAGAAAUGCAGAAAACAGUGUACACCUCAAAUCCGACACCAGUAGACCAUCCCCUCACCCGCUCUGCGAGCAUUGAAGAAAUCAAGACCCACCUGAAAAAAACAAAAAACAAAGCACCAGGGGAAGACAACAUUGACAGCACACUCAUCAAACAAGCACCUGACGAAUACCUGCACCUUCUUUCCAACCUCUUCACAGCAUGUCUCACGGAAGGCUACUUUCCCCUACCCUGGAAAUCUGCAGUUGUCACAAUGAUCCACAAACCUGGCAAAGACCCAUACAACGUCACAAGUUACAGACCAAUCAGCCUCCUCAGCCAUGUCGGGAAGCUGUUUGAGCGAGUACUCACCCAAAGACUGAGCGGCCACACCGAGGAAAUGGGCCUCCUUGGAAUCCACCAAGCUGGCUUCAGGAAAGCAAGAUCAACCACCGAUAACAUUCUAAGACUGUCAGAGGACAUCCUUCGGAACUUCAAGAAAAAAUCACUUACCCUGGCGGUUUUCUUUGACAUAGAGAAAGCAUUUGACAAGAUGUGGCACAACGGACUAUGUUACCGGCUCGCAGAUUCCAAUCUCAAACUACCGCUCUCCAUCAGAAACAUCAUCACCAGCUUUCUCCACAACCGUACAAUUAAAGUGAAGGUCUCCACAGCAAUAUCAUCACCCUUCACCCCGGAGGCAGGUGUCCCACAGGGGGCAGUUCUAAGCCCGCUACUUUUUCUACUCUACAUAUCAGAUAUCUACUACCCUCCACCCACCGUAGAACAAGUCUCACAGUUUGCCGAUGACCUCUGCUACUGGUCCAGCUCCAAAUGUCCUCAACUUGCUGCAAAAAAACUACAGAAGUCUAUUGAAAUGAUCGAGUCGUGGUCCAACAUGUGGCGAGUAAAAUUGAACCCACAAAAGACCCAAUGUGUCCUCUUCACAAAAAGCACAGGGAAAAAGACCAGGAAACCCAUAGAUCUCAAACUCUACGGUGAAACAAUAAAAGUAGGAAAAGAAGCAAAAUUCCUUGGAGUCACCUUCCAGAAGAACAUGAGCUGGACAACCCAUAUAGCGAACAUAGAGAGAGAGGGACGAAAAAGACUAAACCACCUAAAAACGCUGUGCGGAAGAAAAUAUGGAGCCUCACCUCAGACAGUGCUGAAAGUCUACACCAGCUACAUCCGCCCCCUCUUUGAAUACGCCCUGCCAGCCUGGAUAACAGCUUCACCGCAGCAGAUGAAUCGGCUACAGACAGUCCAAAACAUGGCAGCAAAAAUGGCUUACAGACUACCAAGAUACAUCAGCAACCACUACGUUAACAGCAUAUCUGGACUGACAUCAAUCAACAACAGACAGUCAGUCAUUGGCCAGAAGUUCAUCAACAGAGCCACUCACAACCCAUCAUUGAAGGAAGCCGUGGGACAGGCCAAAUGGACCACAGAUACACCCAUGUCCAUAAUGCUAAAGCUGACCUAG
Oncorhynchus nerka (sockeye salmon) is the source of this 2262-nucleotide messenger RNA. RefSeq names its product probable RNA-directed DNA polymerase from transposon BS. The coding region runs from base 1 to 2262 and encodes 753 amino acids. NCBI's taxonomy places the organism in Eukaryota, Metazoa, Chordata, Actinopteri, Salmoniformes, Salmonidae. The transcript has a single exon. Gene Ontology annotation, molecular function: catalytic activity. The record is from RefSeq and is a predicted model, not a curated record.